This is a messenger RNA of Cantharellus anzutake, 1656 nucleotides long. RefSeq lists its product as uncharacterized. Lineage: Eukaryota; Fungi; Basidiomycota; Agaricomycetes; Cantharellales; Hydnaceae. The transcript is spliced from 3 exons. Bases 290 to 1477 code for a protein of 395 amino acids. Gene Ontology annotation, biological process: regulation of DNA-templated transcription. The record is from RefSeq and is a predicted model, not a curated record. Gene Ontology annotation, cellular component: nucleus. Gene Ontology annotation, molecular function: zinc ion binding; DNA-binding transcription factor activity, RNA polymerase II-specific.
AUGCAUUUUAUCGUGUAAUUGAAAUGGACCAGUGUGUUGAGCGAUUUCCCGUGCACAGAGCGGGAUUUCAAGUGAUAAGAUGUGCUUGACCAAGAAUCCGGAUGCAAGGGCCGAAUUUUCCUCCUCCGGCUACCUUUUGGAUGCGGCGCGGCUCACUCCCAACAUCGACUGGACACUCAACAAGAAUAGAUGAUUGACAUCCAACCCAUUAUGGUCUUCCCACCGGAGUCUAUUUCCUGUGGCAGAACUAUGUAAGGAGUCGCACUCUCGCUUGCAGGAGUCUGUCGAAAUGUCAGAACCCAUCCUGAACCCUGGAUAUGCAUGUGCAGAGUGCAGACGCCGCAAGACGCGCUGUGAUGGACUGCGCCCUGCUUGUGGACGGUGUCUGCGAUUGCGUCAACCAUGCGAGUUCGUCGAAGCGCGCCAGCGAAUUCCGUUAACAUCCCGCCUACAAGCCAAAAUUGCGGCCUUGGAAUCAGUUCUUGAAGCACUAUCCCGUCGACCAACCCUCCUGUCACGUCAGCUUGUGAAGCAGCUUGAGCAAGUGGGCCAGGAGCGAGGACGUACUCCUAAACCCACUUGCGCCUCACUCCCCAUAUUCCCUAUAGAGACUGUUCUGGACCCUCAAGCUCUUCAGGGGAGCAUUACGCCUUCCGAGCUUGAAACUAGAUAUGGUUCAUCAAUCGAGAGGUCAUGCGUGGAGGCUAUGUUCCACGAGUGGAAUCCCAAUUCCGAACUUCCCAGCGAACUCCACAUACUCUUGAUACGCCUCUUCUUACCAUUCCGAUCCCAAUUUAACUGUCACAUUGUACUGCCCCUCUUCCUUGACUCGCUUCGUCUUCCGGCAGUCCACCCUAUGGCGAUUCAUCAUUGCAUGCUCAAUGCCAUGUAUCUGGCUGCUUGCGCUACGAGCGGUGGUUAUCUGUCUAGAUUCGAGCCUAUCUUCCUUUCCCGAACUCGCAGUUCUCUUGAACAGUCGCUUGGUUUUGCGGACAGACUCUUUGACUUCAUGAGGGCAUCUGUUAUUCUAACGAUGUACUACAGCCAAGCGGGACGAGUACUCGAAGGAGUGAAUACCAUCUCGGCCCUGGUCGGCAUGGCGCUCGGUCAUGGGCUACACCAAGGGCAUAGUGAAAUUUCGCUCGGCAUUCAAGGUCUGCAUUCGUCAUCGGAUAGCUACGGGUCAGAGAGACUACAUGGCAUCAGUCGAUCAAAUCUGUGGUGCGACAUAUAUUUGACAGAUGUGAUUUUGUGCUCAGAAUAUGGAGUUAUGAGCACGGUGAAAGAAGAGGUGAGAUAUCUCCAAACUUGCUCUCGUGUUGCCGAUUUGAGGUCACUUCCAGAGCAUUCUACCAAUUUUACGGAUUCACCCAUCGGAACCAACCGUUGUCUAUUUGAACGUUCGAGUGCAAUCGUUGAACCAGCGUAUACGAACUUACGUGAUCCAGCGCCAGGGUUCCAGUGGUUCCAGUGGUGAUUUGAUUUCGAAAGUCAGUCACAUUAUCGCUGAUCCCGCUUUCAGGCAGUCCGCUCGAAUUUAGGACAUUUGAGGCUCUGGCAGUCGAGCUUUCGAAUAUCAAACGGUUGUUACCUCCGGUCAUUGAUCCCCGGGGGACAUCGCCAUGCGAGACCUACAGCUUUGCAAACCCAUUCUUG